This is a messenger RNA of Pseudogymnoascus destructans, 2270 nucleotides long. RefSeq lists its product as uncharacterized. Lineage: Eukaryota; Fungi; Ascomycota; Leotiomycetes; Thelebolales; Thelebolaceae. The transcript is spliced from 5 exons. The record is from RefSeq and is a predicted model, not a curated record. Bases 325 to 1707 code for a protein of 460 amino acids.
CCCUUCAACCCUUCAACCCUUCAACCCUUCAACCCUUCAACCCUUCAACCCUUCAACCCUUCAACCCUUCAACCCUUCAACCCUUCAACCCUUCAAUCAAUCCUUCAAUCCUUCAACCCUUCAAUCCUUCAAUCCUUCAAUCCCCAAACCUCGGCUCCUCACCCCGCCCUCAUCGCUCCCGCUCCCUCCUCGCUUCACACCUCUUAUCGCCAACCCACCCUCGCCCUAUCGCCGCCGCCACCACCACCGACCGCGCACAACUCGCACAAUCCCGAGAACUACACAACUCUCGCAGCCCACCUCCGCACACCUCCAGCUCAACGCAUGGUGGGGACCCUCGCCGUCGCCGCCGCCACCAUGCCGCCCCAGCGCUCCGCACUUACCUCGUCCUUUUCCCUCGCCGACGCAACGAAUGAGGUCGUCUGUCCGCUGCGCAACCACGAUGGCUCGGGUUGUCGCAAGAGGUGUCUCGGGGAAAAACGAUAUCGCUCGAUGCAAGAGCACAUCCGUCGCGCGCACCCGGAACACUACAUCUCGAAGCUGCCGGCGACCGAGGAGAGCUUCCAGCUUAUGGUCAAUACCCCGCCGUCGGAGCGACCGCAGCCCGCGCAGCAGCAACAGCAGUCGUCGUCGUCGACAGCACACCCUCAUGAGCGCAAACACUACGCUUCGUCUAGUGGCCCGGGGACACCAAGAAAUAUAGACGAGUAUAACACCUCCGCGCCGCCUAUUGCCAAUGCCGCAGCUGCGCUCGCACAGCUGCACACACAUAAAGUCGAGCCGGAAUGGGAUUCCGAUAUGGAAUGGCACUCCGACACCGAACUCCACCCCCGCAGCAUGCUCUCCUCCAUCGAGCUCCCCCCUCUCCGGCGCCUCGACCACCCCACCUCCAGCCCCUACACCCCCCUCCCGCGCCCACACGACCGCCUCUCCGCCCUCCUCUCCCACUCCCCCCCCAACCGCUCCUCAACACUCCCACCCAUCCGGCCACCACAGGGGCACGCGCGACCGCGGAAACAGUCGUUGUCAAGACACGCGAGGGAACCGCCGCAUAAGAGGCGUAAGAGCCGUGAUGGGAUGGGUUUGGGACAUAUGAGGAGGGGGAGCUAUGAGAGGAAGGCGAUGAGUGCGGAGCCGUCGGGGUUUGGGUAUGGGAAGAGGUGGGAGGAUUUGUUGGAUGCGGCGACGAGUGCGACUAGUGAUGUUGGGGAGGAUAGGACGCCUCUCCCCGCAUCCCCCCUCAGCGCUCCGCGCUCCUCGCUUCCUCCAGCGCAGAUGCAGGCGUACACCGCGUCGCCACUGCAGCAGGCCCUCACGCCACCGGCGUAUAAUUUCUCUCCCCCCGCCCUCCCGAGCGUUGAGACUAUCCCUACUCCCGAGCGUCCCGACCACCGCAUCCCCCACGACCACCGUGGCCCUGACAGGGGUCCAAACAGCGACCCGAGUAACGGUCCUAACCGCCUCCCCGACGGUCUACGCAACAACAUCCCCCCCCACUCCAGUGGCGGGGCGAACGUACAAAUCUACUGCGCAGCGUGCCAGGGGGUGAGUCUGUUGAGAGAGAGCUAUGCGUGUACGGAGUGUGUGUGUGGGUUGUGUCAGAUGUGUGUUGAUGUACUUAUGGCGGGGCAGGGGGCGAGGAGGAGGUGUCCGAGGUGUGCGUGUGUGGGGGGGAGGUUUAAGCCUUUUCAGUUGGAUGUUAGGUAGGCUGUUCUGUGCGCGCGUAUUGGUGGCGCGGCUUGUUAGAGAUGGUAUGCGUUUCCGUCUUUGGGUGGUGUUUGGGUGGGAGUGAUGUGGGGGUGAGAGGUGAAGGGUGAGAGAGAGGGUUGAUGAUUUUUUUAUGAGGUUGGUUAGGUUGGUUAGGUUGGGUCGUUAUUGUGAUUUUGGCGUUUUCAAUCCCCUGCUUUAUGGAUACGGGUUAUGGCUUUUUAUGGAUUUAUGGUCGGGUUGGGGGGGUUCUUUGGGAUGGGUUGGGUUGGAUUAAAGUCUUCCAUGCUUGUUUUUGGAAUUUUGUUUUGUUUUGGGUUGUGCGGGACUUGAGCAUCUGUUUUCCAACAAGGGCCUGAUGGGAUUGUUUGGAAAAGAGGGGGAGGGUGUAGAUGUAGAUGUCUAACGCUCGAAGGGUGAUGAGAUUUGAUAAGAUGGCUGAUGAGAUGAGAUGAUGCGGGGUUGGACUACUGUUCACUGGACUAGGGGAGUUAGACGCAUGCAUAGCAUACAUACAUGGAUGGACCUAUAGAUGAAUCGAGGGAUUUUGAUCUUGAUCUUGA